This is a messenger RNA of Sclerotinia borealis F-4128, 648 nucleotides long. Lineage: Eukaryota; Fungi; Ascomycota; Leotiomycetes; Helotiales; Sclerotiniaceae. The record is from the annotation of a GenBank genome assembly.
AUGAGAUCUCCCUCUUGCCCCCUAAGGGAAGAAGGGGUGGCUAGUAGCUGUUUUGUCCUGGAUAUUCUAACUGCAAGUCAUGAUCGGGUUGAUCGGAGAACAUAUAAGAAUAUUCCGGAUGGAGAGAGACAUUGGAUGGCGGAACGAUGGGCAUGGGAGACGUUGUUUGCGGAUGAAAUGGAGGCGUUUCCGGGCGAGAAACCAAAGUGGAAAGGAGCGGCGAAAUAUUUGGAGCAUCAAUCACCUGAGGCGGGAGAGUCAUCGAAGGAUACUCAAGCCGAAGCUAGUGAUUUAUCUGAAUUGCCGGAGGUGGAACUCAUACCAUCCUCUCAGCUUAAGACGUGGCGGCAGCAGGUGGACGCUUCAGUGUCAAAGAGAAAUAGAGCCGCUCCUGUUGUUAAUACUCAUGGUACAUCUAGCAAGAUCGUCGACGGAGCUUCAGCUUCACUGAAAAAGCCGCGCAAAAGGUUGAAGACCAGUAAUCAUGCCGGAACCGCCAUCGAAAAUACUCCUAAGACUUCAGCGGUGCUUUCGACCACGACUCUGUCACCUUUGGGUGUGGAUGCAAGAAAGAUCAAGCGCGACGAGUUAAUUUUCUUCGUGGAUGAUUUGAAUGAAGGUUCGGAAAGACCUGAUUACAACGACUGA